This is a messenger RNA of Podarcis raffonei (Aeolian wall lizard), 2227 nucleotides long. RefSeq names its product suppressor of cancer cell invasion (gene SCAI). Gene Ontology annotation, biological process: DNA-templated transcription. Bases 119 to 1978 code for a protein of 619 amino acids. Gene Ontology annotation, molecular function: transcription corepressor activity. Gene Ontology annotation, cellular component: nucleus. The record is from RefSeq and is a predicted model, not a curated record. NCBI's taxonomy places the organism in Eukaryota, Metazoa, Chordata, Lepidosauria, Squamata, Lacertidae. The transcript has 18 exons.
GGUGGAGGCAUCGCUCCCUUCCAUCCGAGAGCGAGCGAGGGAGGGAGGGAGCGAGCAGCCUCCGCCGCCGCCGCUGCUGCCGCCGCUGCCGCAGCUCCAUCCUCGCUCGGGAGCGCGGAUGGUGAGAGGGGCGGCUCGCCAGCCCCGCACCGGCCCGGCCUCCAGCCCUCUGUCACUGCCUUCUCUCUCUCCCUGCCCCCGCUCCAGAACCACAGGCCUGGCAGAGAAGCCCCAUCGCAGACGCAAAAGCAGGACUGAGUUUGCCCUGAAAGAAGCCAUGUCGACAGGCGGCAUGGAGGAUGACAUCCCUCAGGGAGAGAGGAAAACUGUCACGGACUUCUGUUAUCUGCUGGAUAAAUCCAAACAGCUCUUCAAUGGCUUAAGAGACUUGCCUCAGUAUGGGCAGAAGCAGUGGCAAUCGUAUUUUGGGCGGACCUUUGAUGUUUACACCAAGCUCUGGAAGUUCCAGCAGCAGCACCGGCAAGUUCUGGACAAUCGGUACGGAUUAAAGCGCUGGCAAAUUGGCGAAAUCGCUUCCAAGAUUGGGCAGCUUUACUACCACUACUACCUUCGCACGUCUGAAACCAGCUACCUGAAUGAAGCCUUUUCCUUCUACUCUGCUAUCCGCCAGAGGUCUUACUACUCGCAAGUCAACAAAGAAGACAGGCCUGAACUGGUAGUUAAGAAGCUGCGUUAUUAUGCACGAUUCAUUGUGGUUUGCCUUUUACUGAACAAAAUGGAUGUCGUCAAGGAUCUUGUAAAGGAAUUGUCAGAUGAGAUUGAAGACUACACCCACCGCUUCAACACAGAAGACCAAGUGGAGUGGAAUCUGGUUCUCCAAGAGGUGGCUGCAUUUGUCGAGGCAGACCCUGUGAUGGUGUUGAAUGAUGACAACACCCUUGUGAUCCUCUCCAACCGCCUCUCUGAAACGGGAGCCCCUCUGCUGGAGCAGGGGAUGAUCGUAGGGCAGCUGACUCUCGCAGAUGCGCUUAUUAUUGGCAACUGCAACAAUCAGGUGAAGUUCAGCGAGCUGACAAUCGACAUGUUCCGGAUGCUGCAAGCUCUGGAGAGGGAACCUAUGAACUUGGCAUCACAAAUGAGCAAGCCAGGGCUGCAGGAGACAACGGAAAAGCCAGCAAGAAGGGAAAACCCUCACAAGUACUUGCUGUACAAGCCAACCUUCAGUCAGCUGUACACCUUCUUGGCUGCGUCGUUUAAGGAGCUGCCUGCAAAUAGUGUCCUGCUCAUCUACCUGUCAGCCACUGGCGUGUUUCCUUCAGGUCGUUCGGAUAGUGAAGGUCCCUAUGAUUUUGGGGGUGUCCUGACAAACAGCAACCGGGACAUCAUAAAUGGGGAUGGCAUCCACAAGCGGAACCAGUCGUACAAAGAGAUGCACUGUCUACACCCUGGUGAUCUCUAUCCUUUCACGAGGAAGCCUCUGUUUAUCAUAGUGGACUCCUCUAACAGCGUUGCCUACAAGAAUUUCACAAACUUAUUCGGACAACCACUGGUGUGCCUACUUUCACCAACAGCAUAUCCAAAAGCGUUGCAAGAUCAGUCUCAGCGAGGCAGCCUCUUCACCUUCUUCCUGAACAAUCCUUUAAUGGCAUUCCUAUUUGUCUCUGGAUUAUCAAGCAUGCGCAAAGGAUUGUGGGACAAGUGUCAUGAUUACCUUCGCAAAAUCAACCGGGAUAUUGCACAAUUGCUGACUCAUUCCCGUUCCAUAGAUCAGGCCUUUCUCCAGUUUUUUGGAGAUGAAUUCCUUCGCUUACUUCUAACAAGAUUCAUCUUUUGCUCAGCUACCAUGAGGAUGCACAAAAUCUUCCGGCAGGAAACUAGAAAUUAUCCAGAAUCCUACCCCCAGUUGCCAAGGGACGAAACUGUGGAGAAUCCACACCUCCAAAAGCAUAUUUUGGAGCUGGCUUCCAUGCUGGAUGUUCGAAAUGUGUUCCUGGAAACCACGCUUGAUGAUUAUUAAAAUGGAAAUACACAUUCUGGCUUUCUUACUGCAAUGGGGUGUUUCCCAGCCACAGAUUUUUGAAAUGGUGCAGUUUUCUAAUGUGAAGAUCCACAAAAGGAAUUUACUUGAUUUUUAUUUUUAAACUUAAUGAUUAUUUUUUUAAACAAAUGGAAUGGCUGUGGGCACGGCUGUUCCAUUCUGUAUGGGGUCAAUUUUAUAAACUAAUCCCUCCUGCAUCUUUUUAAAAAAAUUAAAGACUUAAAGGAA